Molecule: messenger RNA, 1374 nt
Organism: Tachysurus fulvidraco (yellow catfish)
Lineage: Eukaryota; Metazoa; Chordata; Actinopteri; Siluriformes; Bagridae
Gene: tmem222a
Product: transmembrane protein 222a
Exons: 6
Coding region: 37-603 (188 amino acids)
Source: RefSeq, a predicted model, not a curated record
UCGGCACCUCGGCGUGACGUCACAUGCGGAUGUGUAAUGGCCGCUGUGUCUGAGGCAGCGCUGGACACCAUGAAGACUUUUCAGUCCGGAUACGAAAAAAUCGACCGAGAAACGAGUCGCUAUCCGUUCUGUAUCGUGUGGACUCCCAUCCCCGGGCUGACAUGGUUUCUGCCGUUUAUUGGUCACAUGGGAAUUUGUACCUCUACAGGAGUGAUCAGAGACUUUGCAGGCCCUUACUUUGUGUCUGAGGACAACAUGGCAUUUGGAAAACCAACAAAGUUCUGGAAGUUGGAUAAGAACAAAGUGCAUGGUGGAGGUCAGAGUGUGUGGGACACUGCAGUACACGACGCCUCAGAGGAAUACAAACACAGAAUGCACAAUCUCUGCUGUGAUAAUUGUCACUCUCACGUUGCCAUGGCGCUGAAUCUGAUGCAUUAUGACAACAGCACGUCGUGGAACAUGGUCAAGCUUUGUGUCCUGUGCUUCAUCUACAGCAAACACGUCAGCUUUGUUGGGUUUCUGAAGACAUGGCUGCCCUUCCUGAUGAUCUGUGGCAUUAUUGUCACUGUCACACUCGCCUUCAAAUUGGACCACAGCGGCUGACACCUCAGGGGGAUCUCACUUACCAUCAAAGGGUGCUGCAGGGUAACAGAACACACACACACACAGAGAACAGUGUCACUAUGAGAUGUGUGUGUGUGUAAAUAUCACAUUCAGGGGCAUUCAUAUGAACAUCACUGUAAGUUCACGGCUGUGUCCCAAAUGCUGUGUGUAAAGGAGUGUGUUUAUUUCCCAUAAUGCACUGCGGGUAAUAUUCUAAAGAGAUUUAGUGUCUCUGUGAGGUUUUUUCACCACACAAACAGGGGAGUGUUAAUAAAGCCUUAAAGUAGCUGUAUUAAGACCACUUCAUCACACGCCAGCGUUUGGGACGCAGCCGGAAAGUGUGACUGCACCGGGAUACUUGUGUUAGUGUGGGUUUCUCCCCCAAUAUAAUAUUAUAUAAGGGCCGAAAACAUGUCCAUGAUCUUUUGUUUAAAUUUGUUUCACUCUGUCUGUAAGGAUUUAGUUCUGAUUAUUAAUGACUAUUCUGAACACUGAGUAGAGAUUUAUUUUUAUUUGAACAUGUCACAAGUGCAUUGACUUCAGACGUCAUUUCUACACUCGUUAUUAAUCUGUCUCCUGCUUUACUAACCUGUCACAUGACUCAGCCGUGUCAUGUCUGUGUGUGGUGUAGGAUGUCGGAUGGAAUACAGAAUUCUUUCUCUUUUCUACAUUGUUAAUUUAAUUCUUUAAAAAAAUGUAAAAUUUAAAGUUUGUCAAACUUUUAUAUACUGUGUGUUUGUGUUGAAAUACACUGAUCUCACUGCAACCUCA